Recurvomyces mirabilis is the source of this 786-nucleotide messenger RNA. RefSeq lists its product as uncharacterized. Gene Ontology annotation, molecular function: RNA binding. Gene Ontology annotation, cellular component: cytosol. The coding region runs from base 1 to 786 and encodes 261 amino acids. The record is from RefSeq and is a predicted model, not a curated record. The transcript is spliced from 2 exons. NCBI's taxonomy places the organism in Eukaryota, Fungi, Ascomycota, Dothideomycetes, Mycosphaerellales, Teratosphaeriaceae.
AUGUCAAGUGGUGGCAGAGGCGGCGGCUCGAGCAGAGGACGAGCGGGCAAGUUUUCGAAGGCUAAGAGAGGAGGCGGACGCAACUUCUCCAAGAAUCUCCGACCCCUCGACGCAGAUGGCGCCGAACGAAGCAUGUGGGCCGAACCCCAAGCCAAAGACGACGACGACGACAGCGACGAAGAAGACUCCUCUGAGGAAGAAGACAGCGACGAUGAUGUCCCCCAGCAACCACAACAGGCGGAGAUGACACGUGAGCAACGCAAAGCAGCCACCAAAGCCAAAAAGGAAGCCGCCAUCAAGCGAAAGCAAGGCGGGCCCGAAGCCGGCGACAUGCCCCCCAGCGACAGCGACGAAGACUCAGACGAAGCCGACCUCGCCGACAUGCCCUCCAACCCCAACCUCACAGCCGCCGCCCGCAAACAAGUCGCCAAACCCCCACCGGGCGCCGACCCGGCCGAGGCGCCGGCAAAAACCAAAAUCACAAAAUCAACCGAUACCUCGCAACUCUCGCGCCGCGAACGCGAAGCCCUCGAAGCCCAGCAGAAGAAGGAACGAUACCAGAAGCUGCACGCGGAGGGGAAGACCGAGGAGGCGCGGGCGGAUAUGGAGAGGUUGAAGCUGGUAAGGCAGCAGAGGGAGGAGGCUGCUGCGGUCAAGGCGGCGGAGAAGCAGGAGAAGGAUUUGGUGGAGAGGGAGAAGAGGGAGCAGAUGGAGAGGUUGGAGAGGCAGGCGGCGUUGAAGGCUGCGAGGGGGAAUCGGGGGGGCAAGAAGGGGGGGAAGGCUUGA